Molecule: messenger RNA, 591 nt
Organism: Fomitiporia mediterranea MF3/22
Lineage: Eukaryota; Fungi; Basidiomycota; Agaricomycetes; Hymenochaetales; Hymenochaetaceae
Exons: 2
Coding region: 1-591 (196 amino acids)
Source: RefSeq, a predicted model, not a curated record
AUGCGUCUCCGCCUGAUUCACUUAGCCGUUACCGCUGCAAUGGUUCUGAGCAUAGUCGGAGCAGUAAAAUCGAACACCACCGACAGUGGAGAAAAACAAACAGCAUCUACACUGCGAAAAGUUGGAGGGAUUUUGUUUGCAGCGACAUUUGUUGCAAUCAUUCUUGUCCAUCUCGUCUUCUGGCAGGCGCAGCGUGACCUAAUGAAGUACCAAAAGACGCUUCUCAAAGGCAUCUCGUGUGCAUUGCCUUUCCUCGCAAUCCGCGUCCUUUACAGCGUGUUAUCCGCAUUUUCGCCUCCCGCCUCAUUUGGUUCUUUGGGCUCUCCGUCGGGUUCGACCUCGGGCCUAGCAAAGUUCAACAGCAUCACCGGCAGCUGGCAGCUUUUCCUCGUAAUGGCUGUUAUCAUGGAAUUUAUUGUAGUUGCGACAUACAUAUUCUUCGGACUGCGAUUGCCAAUCAGUGGAGGCGUAGAUUACGAGAGCACAGCGACCAGCAGUCCAUUCUCGCGUUCGAUUCCUUUGAAUUCUAACGCAGGCUUCCAGAGCUAUCCCCCGAGCAAGGCAAACCUUAACGGUGAUCAAUAUGCUUAA